Messenger RNA from Camelus dromedarius (Arabian camel), 1347 nucleotides. Its product is annotated as dipeptidase 3. The record is from RefSeq and is a predicted model, not a curated record. NCBI's taxonomy places the organism in Eukaryota, Metazoa, Chordata, Mammalia, Artiodactyla, Camelidae. The transcript has 9 exons. Gene Ontology annotation, biological process: proteolysis. The coding region runs from base 113 to 1273 and encodes 386 amino acids. Gene Ontology annotation, molecular function: metallodipeptidase activity.
GUGGGCUGGGAAAGGACACGACGCCCAGGCAUGCUGACAUGUCCUGCCUGACCUGGAGGCCAUAUCCCCUCUCUAACUUUGUCUUGAUACCCUCAGCCACAAUCACCUGCCCAUGCUUCUAAAGGAGAUUCUCCAGAACAAGCUGCAAAAUGUCAACCUACGCAAUUUCAGUCUUGGCCAGACCAACCUGGACAGGCUUAGGGAUGGCCUCGUGGGUGCACAGUUCUGGUCAGCCUACACCCCAUGCCAGGACGAGGAUGCUGUGCGCCUCACUCUGGAGCAGAUUGACCUCAUUCAUCGCAUGUGUGCCUCCUACUCUGAACUGGAGCUUGUGACCUCAGCCACAGGUCUGAACAGUACUCAAAAGCUGGCGUGCCUUAUUGGCGUGGAGGGUGGUCACUCAAUAGACAGCAGCCUCUCUGUGCUACGCAGUUUCUAUCUGCUGGGAGUACGCUACCUGACACUCACCUUCACCUGCAGCACGCCCUGGGCAGAGAGUUCCACCAAGUUUAAACACCACUUCUACACCAACAUCAGUGGAUUGACAAGCUUUGGUGAGAAGGUAAUAGGGGAAAUGAACCGCCUGGGCAUGAUGGUGGACUUGUCCUAUGGGUCGGACACCUUGAUGCGGCAAGCCCUGAAGGUGUCAAGGGCUCCUGUGAUCUUCUCCCACUCAGCUGCCAGGGCUGUAUGUGACAAUAUGCUGAAUGUUCCUGAUGACAUCCUGCAACUCCUGAAGAAUAACGGUGGCAUUGUGAUGGUGUCGCUGUCCCUGGGGGUGCUGCAGUGUAACCUGUUUGCUGAUGUGUCCACUGUGGCAGAUCACUUUGACCACAUCAGGGCAGUCAUUGGAUCUGAGUUCAUCGGGAUUAGUGGAAAUUAUGAUGGAUCUGGCCGGUUCCCUCAGGGGCUGGAGGACGUAUCCACAUACCCAGUACUGAUAGAGGAGUUGCUGAGACGAGGCUGGAGGGAAGAAGAGCUUCAGGGUGUCCUUCGUGGAAAUCUGCUGCGGGUCUUCAGACAAGUGGAACAGGUGAGAGAGGAAAGCAGUGGCCAGAGCCCUCGGGAGGAUGAAUUUCCCAACAGGCAGAAGGGCAGGUCCUGCCACUCCCACCUCCCGACUCAGCCUCAGAGUGAACACCUGGUCUCACACCCAGAGAUGAACAAGUGGCCGGCCAAUCAAGCCCUCCAAAGGCCCUCCAAAGCCUCCCCACACUUCAUCCUAGGCCUGGUAGCUGCUGCCACCUUCUCAGUCCUCGUCCUGUGGCCCUAGUGACCUGGCCAGUCCCCACAAAGGUCACUGUGGCUAAAUCCCCCGAAGUUCCCCUCCUAGUCAUCCCGGCACAA